Messenger RNA from Quercus lobata, 513 nucleotides. RefSeq lists its product as uncharacterized. The coding region runs from base 1 to 513 and encodes 170 amino acids. Gene Ontology annotation, molecular function: RNA-DNA hybrid ribonuclease activity; nucleic acid binding. The transcript has a single exon. Lineage: Eukaryota; Viridiplantae; Streptophyta; Magnoliopsida; Fagales; Fagaceae. The record is from RefSeq and is a predicted model, not a curated record.
AUGACAUCUCAAGCUUCAACUCAGCCUUACUGGAGUGCCCCGACACAGACUUGGUACAAGGCCAACUUUGAUAGCGCUCUGUUUUCCUCCACUGACGCAGCCGGAUUGGGCGUGGUCAUACGUGACAAUGUAGGUGCAGUCAUUGGUGCACUUUCCAUGCAUAUCCCGCUCCCUCAAUCAGUGGCAACAAUGAAGGCACUAGCUUGCAGUCGUGUAGUCCAGUUCGCAGUUGAGAUUAGUCUCCAUGAAGUGAUAUUUGAAGGAGAUGCUGCAGUGGUCAUCCAAGCAGUUAAGAACAGAGAAGCAGACCAGUCAGCGCAUGGUCACAUAGUUGGUGACAUCCAAGACCAAGUUUCUCUUUUAGCUUUUUCUGAAUUUUGUUUUGUUCCUCAUUCAUGUAAUAGAGUAGCUGAUGCCUUAGCUAAACGGGCUAGAACAGGUCCUGAAUUUCAAGUUUGGUUGGAAGACUGUCCUGAGGACAUAGCCCAUUUGGUUAUGGCCGAAGUAUCCUGA